Messenger RNA from Aspergillus pseudotamarii, 489 nucleotides. RefSeq lists its product as uncharacterized. Bases 131 to 418 code for a protein of 95 amino acids. The transcript is spliced from 4 exons. The record is from RefSeq and is a predicted model, not a curated record. NCBI's taxonomy places the organism in Eukaryota, Fungi, Ascomycota, Eurotiomycetes, Eurotiales, Aspergillaceae.
CUUGGAUAUCAACAACCCAAGACUCAUCAAAAUGCCCACCCGCUUUGUUUGUUCCCUAUUAGUAUAACUAACCAAUAGAACCGCACCCGACUAACUAUAUCUUCUUAUCUAGCUUGUCCACGUCCGCACCAUGGAGCCUCCUAAGAACGAUCUUGGUCAACCAGGAGCUAAGGAGGGUCCCGUCAUCGACGUCAUCAAGGCUGCUGUAGCUCGAUUUGGCAUCUCUUUGAACAGAGCUGAAUAUGGGCCACAACCACCGACUUUCCCUCCAUUGUAUACGGUGAUUGCGGAAAUAUCUGCUGAUAUUAGUGAAGAUGUUUUCAAGGAUGGACUUCAAGGUGCUUGGUUCGACCCAAUGGUACAAAGCGGAGCCCCUCUGCCUCAAGCAGAGAUCGACGUCCAAGAGUACGCUGCAUAGUAGUGACUAUCAAGUUGAGAUACUUUAUAUGCUUUAUAAUGAAGCAUGUUAGGAAUCUAAGUGCAAAUUCA